Brassica rapa (field mustard) is the source of this 1038-nucleotide messenger RNA. Its product is annotated as agamous-like MADS-box protein AGL97. Gene Ontology annotation, molecular function: DNA-binding transcription factor activity, RNA polymerase II-specific; RNA polymerase II cis-regulatory region sequence-specific DNA binding; protein dimerization activity. The record is from RefSeq and is a predicted model, not a curated record. NCBI's taxonomy places the organism in Eukaryota, Viridiplantae, Streptophyta, Magnoliopsida, Brassicales, Brassicaceae. Gene Ontology annotation, biological process: positive regulation of transcription by RNA polymerase II.
AUGGUGAAAAGAGUAGGAGGAGGAGGCACUAAGAGAAAGAUCGAUAAGAUGGAAAAGAUCCCGAAGAGAGAGUAUCGCGCGACUACUUUCUCCAAACGUUGUUCCGGACUUUACAGCAAAGCCGCGCAGCUCUGUCUUCUCGCCGACGCACAGAUAGCAAUCUUGGCGACUCCUCCUUCUUCGCAGUCCAACGUCUCUUUCUUCUCCUUCGGUCACUCUUCCGUGGAUGCCGUCGUGAAAGCUUAUCUCACGGGACGGCGUCUUGCUCCUGUUAGGGAAGAGCCGAUGGAAGAGGACAUUGGUGUAUUGAUGGCUCGUAAGGAACUAGGGUUAGAGUUGUGGUGGGAGAAGGAGAGUCUUUGUGAAUCAAAGGAUCCUCGAGAGUUGAUGGACGCUGUCAAGGCCAUGGAGAGGAUGUUGAGUAAACUGCGUUCUGGAGACUUUGUUAGUGAUGAAGAAGACGUGACCAAGAGCAACGAGAUCAUGGCGAAGAAGAGCAACGUCGUUUUACACCAAGGAACUCAAGAACCGGAUGAAACCCUAGAUAUCCAAGCAGUUUGUUGCGUCCCUGGUGAUGAUUUACCUCAUGAGGGUUUUGACAAGAUCACUGAAGAGCAAGAUCAGAUACUCGCUUUAUGUGCCACGGACAACAACAUAAACGGUUUAAGUGGAUCAGGCUUGGAUGUGUACAGUCAAGAGGUGGAUAUUGAUGAACUGAUAGAUUGGACGACUUUUGAAAGUUCAGUAUUCGAUGAUGGUGUCUUGGAUAGCACUCAAGAGCAUCAGGGGAGUCUUUUGAUGAACUUCGAAGCUGCUGCUCAUGAUGUCUCCACGAACCCAAAUCCUCCCAUGUCUGUCUCUGAAGGUGUUGAAGAGGAAGCUUUGGUGUUUCAGAACAAAGCUGCUAAUGAUGUCUCCACGAUGAAUCCAGAUGAUCUUAUCUAUGAUUUUGAAGGUGUAGUUGAAGAGGAAGGCUUUGUGUUUCAGAACAGUGUUUUGGAUGAAGAUAAUCUCCAGUUCAGUGAUUAUUUCAACUAG